AUGGGUGAUGGUAAUGAGUAUAUCCAAUCACUAGACUACAUACCAAUGGAUACUUCACAUAGACCAAUGCCUGGAGUUCCAGAUCCUUAUUAUAAUGUAAAUCCAAUGUAUCAAAAUACAAAUGUAAUGUAUCAACAGCAAAUGCCUCCACAUAUGAAUUAUCAACAACAGCCAUCAAAUCAAAAUAUUUCUCAGAUGCCACAACAAAUGCCUCCACCCCAUUCUCAAGGUCUUCCACAACAACCACCACCUCCUGUAAAAGGUAAAAAAGGAAGAAAGAAAGGUAGUAAAAAUGAUGUAUCCUCUCAACAACAGGGACUUCCUUCUCAACAACCACCUUAUGGAAUACAACAUGUUCAAAAUAUGAAUGGACCUAUGCAAAAUGGUCCAGUUUCACAAUGGAAUGGUUAUGGUGGACCGCAGGCACCUCCAGUAAAUCCUGCUUACAGACCACCGCAAUAUAUGCAACAACCACAAAAUUUACAAAUAUCUCAAUAUCCAGUUGGUGGUUAUCCACCUCAACAUGGAAACUAUUAUGGGCGUGGAUCUCAAGAUAUGGGACAAGGUUACUAUCCACCACAACAACAUUCUAAUGGUGCAAGUUCAGGAAAUAUUGCCAAUGGGCAAUACCAACAACCAGGGUCUUCACAAUAUCCUUAUCCUCCAGUGGAACAAAAUAAAAUGCAAGGACCACCAAAUCCAUAUUAUAUGAAUCAAAAUAUAACUACACCUGUGCCGCCACCUCAACAAGGAUAUUAUGGUUCACAAAAUAUUCCACAGGGAGGAAUGAUGGGACCUACUAAUAUUGGUCAACAACAACAACAACAACUUCAAGGAAGGGUGGUAGAAUAUGGUAAUCAACAACAGGGUAUGCCUCAUCAGUUAAAUGAUAGACCACAAGGGCAUUUUUCGGUACAUCAACAGCAGCCUGUUAAAGGCAUUUCAUCAGUGCCACCAAUAUCUUCUCAUCAACAAUAUCAAUUACAAAAUGAUAUAAAAGAAGUGGAAAGGCAACUACAAGGUUUAAGUCAAAUACCACAGACUCCUGAAGUGGCGUCUAAAAUGAAUUAUUACACAAAUGUAUUAAAUUCCUUACGGGGACAAUUAAAAAGGGGUAACGGGUCAAAUUGUUCAACCCCAAUACCUCAACAUUCACCAAUGUUACAACAACAAGUACAACCACAACAACAAAUUCCAAUACAAAAUAUGGGAUCAUGUGUUUCAUCACAAAGAUAUACUUCACCUCAAACAUAUCCAUCAAAUUGCACUUCUCAAUCACAACAAACAUAUCCUAACAUUCAACAACAGGCUCAUGUUCCACCAACACAUAUUGGUGGUCAAGGACUGCCUCCUCAACACACUCCUGUUAUGGUUCCUUCAACAAACGGUUCACAACAACAGGUACCUGAAAAUAGUAUGAUGUUAGGACAACAACAGAUACAACAACCGGUAAAUACUCAUAUAACUCCAACAUAUCCAACACCAUACUCAAAUAUGGAUGGUAUUAAUGGUUCUGAAUAUCCAUGUACUACAUCUAAUUCUUCUGCAAAUUCUGGUGGCAGUAAAGAAUCAAUAAUUCCUCCGGAGCCUACACCAUCAAAUUUUGUUCCUACUAGUAAUAUGACGGAUAAAAUAGAAUAUUCUAGUAAUGAUUGUAGUAAUAGUAGAGAAUGUAUCAAACAGGAACAACCAUUUUCUACACAACAACCGAAUCAAAAAAUUAUUAAUGAAACUACUACUUUCAGUGAUAUGACUUACGAUGAUUCAAAGUAUGUAACAAAUGAUAAUAUUGUAAAAACUGAAAAUAACUAUAAUACACAAAUCAAUGAAAAUAAAUCUGAAUAUAUUGAAAAUAAUUUUGAUUCUCGACUUACAAAUGAAAUUCCUCUACCUCCUUGUGAUAAUUUUAAUCAAGAUGAUUCUGAUAGUAUGAAUCAAUUAAUUUCUCGGCCAGCAGAAAUAUCUCCAAAAAUAGUACCACCGGAUUGUAUUCCAUCAUCUAAUGUAUCUCAAGAAUCAUUUUCUCAGAUAGGUAGCAUAUCUCAGGUGACAUCAUUAGAGGAAGAAGAUAAUACUUGUUCAAGUGUUACGGAUACGAUAAAUGAAGUUAUUAAUUCCGUCUUGCCACAACAACCAGUUGCUUUGAAUACUGUGGAAAAUUUUGUUAAUUUAGAAGAAUGUAAACCAGUAAUUGAGGUGACGUCAGGAAGCGGAAAAGGAAAAAAGUCUUUUACACCACGUAUACGUAAAAAUAUUUCAGUUAAUUAUAAUAAUAAAAUGGGUAGAAAUAAAAAAAGGAAAAAAAAUGAUACAGAUUAUUCGGAUGAUGAUGAUGAUGAAUAUUUUAGUAAUAAAAAAAAGAAAAAUAAAAAACCUAGAAUUAAUGUUCAGGUAAAUGAAUGUAGUGAUAUACCUAAAGAAUCAGGAGACAUAGAAUUACAUGAAGAUUUUUAUGAAAAAAGAAGAAGUGGUAGGAGGAAUGUUGAACGAAGUUACGUUGAACAACGAAUGGAAUAUGAUGAUGAUGAGGUGGAGAAUAAUGAAGUUAUUGGUGAAGAAGAUAUUGUAUAUAGCACAGUAAAACUUGAAACACUUUUUAUUGUAGAAAAAAUUUUAAGUUCAAGAAUGUCUAAACGAAUUUUUGAAAUUUAUGUUGAUGACGAUAGUGUAGAAACAGAAACAAAUGUUAUGGGUAAUUUAAAGGAUGAAAAUAAAUCCAGUGAUGAGAUGGGGGUUAGCGAGGAAAAUAAUAAAGACGAAAAUAUUGUAAAUAAUAAAGAAGAAAUCAAAGAAGAUUCUUCUUUAGUGAGUCCUUCUGAUGAUAUUCCUAAUACAGACAAUAAUGAAUGUACUAAUAUUAAUAAUUUAGAUGAAAUAAAAACUGAAGUUGACGUUCCUGAAAAUGUUCCAAUUGAAGAACCAAUGAAUGAAGAAAUAUUAGAAAAACCAAAAAAAAUAAUAACUGAAGAAAGGGAAGUUGAAGAGUAUUUUAUUAAGUUUAAAGGGAGAUCAUAUGUUCAUUGUGCAUGGAAAACAAUUGAAGAACUUGAGGUAGAUGAUAAACGUGUAUUGGCAAAAAUUAAUAGAUAUAAACAAAAAUUGUUAGAACAACCAUUUUUAUGUACAGAUGAGGAUAUAUUUAAUCCUGAUUAUAUUAUUGUAGAGCGUAUUCUAGAUGCUCAAGAAGUUGACGGUAUAAAUUAUUAUUUUGUUAAAUGGAGACAAUUAUCUUAUGAUGAAUGUACAUGGGAAACAGGUGAUUAUGUUAAUCAAGCACUUAUAGAAGAGUAUGAAAAAAGAAAUACUCUUGAUCAAUGUAAAGCUAAUCCUAAAAAAAGACCGGAUAUAGCUGAAUUUAAAGGUAUACUAAAAGAUAAAGUUUAUAAAGAUGGUAAUAAUUUAAGAGAAUACCAACAUGAAGGUGUAUCAUGGUUAACUUAUUGUUAUUAUUGGCAUAGAAAUUGUAUAUUAGCUGAUGAAAUGGGUUUAGGUAAAACAGUUCAAAGUGUUACAUUUUUACAAGAAAUUUAUGACAGUGGUAUUCAUGGACCAUUUCUUGUUAUAGUACCUCUUAGUACAUUACAUAAUUGGGAAAGAGAAUUUGAAACAUGGACAAAUUUGAAUGCUAUUGUUUAUCAUGGUGGUACAUUGUCCAGAGAAACAGCACAAAAAUAUGAAUUUUUUUAUCCACAAAAUUCAACUAAAAAUAAAAGAAAUGUAACUAAAUUUGAUGCUAUUAUAACAACUUUUGAAAUGGUUGUUUCUGAUUGUAGUUCAUUAAGUCAAAUUCCAUAUAGAAUAGCUAUAAUUGAUGAAGCGCAUAGGUUAAAAAACAGAAAUUGUCGUUUAAUAACAAAUGGUUUGGGAUUUUUUAAAAUUGAACAUAAAGUUUUAUUAACAGGAACUCCAUUACAAAAUAAUAUGCAAGAACUUUUUUCAUUGUUAAAUUAUCUUGAUCCAGAACAAUUUUAUUCAGCAAAUGAUUUUCUAAGUAAGUAUGGACAAUGUCAAACAGAGGAACAAGUUAAAGAACUUCAAGAAAUUCUUAAACCAAUGAUGUUAAGACGACUUAAAGAGGAUGUUGAAAAAUCUUUACAACCUAAAGAAGAAACUAUUAUAGAAGUUCAAUUAUCUACAAUUCAAAAGAAAUAUUAUCGUGCUAUACUUGAGAAAAAUUUUUCUCAUUUAUGUAAAGGAACUUCUGCUCCUAGUUUGAUGAAUACAAUGAUGGAAUUAAGAAAAUGUUGUAAUCAUCCUUUUUUAAUAUCUGGUGCUGAAGAAACAAUAUUAAAUGAAUUAAAAGCUGAACAUCCAGAAAUGGCACCAGAUAAAAUAUUAAAUAUGGGUCUUAUACAAAGUUCUGGUAAAUUAGUUUUAUGUUCAAAAUUAUUGCCAAAAUUAAGAAAAGAUGGUCAUAGAGUUUUGAUGUUCUCACAAAUGACCAAAACAUUAGAUCUUAUUGAAGAGUACUUGUGUCUUAAUGGUUUUAAAUUUGAAAGAAUUGAUGGUAAUAUACGUGGUGAUUUAAGACAAGCUGCUAUUGAUAGAUUCUCAAAAGAAGGAUCGGAUAGAUUUAUUUUUCUUCUAUGUACAAAAGCUGGUGGUGUUGGUAUUAAUUUAACUGCCGCUGACACAUGUAUUAUAUUUGAUUCUGAUUGGAAUCCACAAAAUGAUUUGCAAGCACAAGCUCGUUGUCAUAGGAUCGGACAAAAAAAGAUGGUUAAAAUUUAUAGACUUAUAACUGCCAAUACAUAUGAAAGAGAAAUGUUUGAUAGAGCAUCAAUGAAACUUGGUUUAGAUAAAGCUGUUCUUCAAUCUAUGAGUACAAAAGAAAAUCCUAAUCAAUUAUCUAAAAAAGAUAUUGAAGAACUUUUGAAAAAAGGUGCAUAUGGAGCAUUGAUGGAUGAUGACACUGAAGGUAGUAAAUUUGGCGAAGAAGAUAUUGACACAAUUUUAUCUAGGAGAACACAAACAAUUACUCAUGAAAGUGUUACAAAAGGAUCAACUUUUUCAAAAGCUACCUUUUCUACUGGUAACAAUGAUGACAUCGAUAUCAAUGAUCCUAAUUUUUGGAGUAAAUGGGCAGAAAAGGCUAAUAUUAAAACUGAACCAGAAAAAGAAGAAGAUGAUUUAAUAUUGAUGGAGCCUAGAAAUAGAAGAAAACGUUUUGAUGAUGCUGCCUACAAGAAAAUGAAUGGUGGAGAACAUUCUGAUGAUGAUGAAAAUGAUGGUAAGAAAGAUGAUAGAAAAUCUAGAGAUAGAAGUGAAAAAAGAAGGAACAGAAGGCGCGGUGGUGGUGGAGAAGAAGAUGAAGAAGCUACUGGUUUUAUGUCAGAUGAAUUAAUAUUUAAUAAACAAGCAUUGUUCAAAAUUGAAAAAUUACUUUUAAUAUGGGGAUGGGGUAGAUGGAGUAUUUUAAAAGAUAACAGUGAUUUAACAUUUAGUGAAGAUGAUUUUAUUCAAGCAUCAAGAAUACUUGUAUUACAUUGUCUUCGUGAAUAUAAAUCAGAUGAAAAAGUACGUGAUUAUGUUUGGAAGUUAAUUUCACCAACAGAAGAUGGGAAGAAAAAUGAUUCUAAAGAGAUAACAACACCAGACUUGUUUAAUCAAGGAUGGGCUAGCCUUCCUGAAUAUAAUCCACCACAAAUAGCUGUAGAUGGUAUCUUUCAAAGACAUAUAAAUAGGCAUACAAAUAAAGUUAUUCAAAGAGUAUAUCAUUUAAGUAUAAUAACAAAUUUUAUUCUUAAAGAUAAAUUAGAAGAAGCAGGAGAUUUAGAAAAAAAAUAUGAAGAAAUAGAUAUAAAUUUACCUCCUAUUUCUGAUCCAUUUUUAGAUUAUUGGGAUUCAGAAUAUGAUAAAUGUUUCUUAAUAGGAAUAUAUCGUCAUGGUAUGGAAAAUUACGAUACUAUAAAAAAUGAUGAAACAUUAAUAUUUGCCAGAAACAAAACACAUGAUUUUCCAUCACAGCAAGAAUUGAAUGCAAGAUUUAAACGAUUGAUGAUAUGUUAUCAGAAAUAUCUUGAACUUCAACAACAAAUAGAUGAACAUAAAAGACAGAAAAAUCUUGCUGGUUGGCCUAAGGAAGAAAAAGAAGAUUUUCUACGAGUUCUAAAUUCUUAUGGUUUGAAGGAUGUGCCAGGUUCCAGUGAUGUUAUAGAUUGGGCAAGAUUUAAACAAAUUAGUAUACACCUCAAAGAUAAAUCUCAAGAAGAUUUGUUAGCUUUACUUUUUGCCAUAUAUUCAUUGUUAACUAAAAUUAGUGGUGGUGGGUUGAGUGGAAUUGAUGUCAAGAGAACUCAAGGUGUAGAUAUUUCACAAAAUAAAGCUCGUACAAUUAUAACUCGUGUUAAUUUAAUGCGUAAAAUACAUCAAAUUAUUAGUUUAACAGAAGAUGAAAUUAAAGAAAAUCUUAAAAUGCUUGUUUAUGAUUAUAUGCCUACUUCUUGGUGUUUAGAUAAUGAUUAUCAAUUUCUUAAAAUUGUUGAAAAUGUUGGUUUAGAUGAUGUUUAUAAACAUUGCAAAGAAUCUGAAUAUUUUAAGGACCAUACAUUACCAACAGAAAAAGUAUUGAUAAGAAGAGCAUUUGAAAUUGCAACAACUUUUGAAUAUGGUAAAUAUAUUCCAGUAAACAAUUCAGAUAGUUUUAUUGAUGAUGAUUCAGAAGAUUCAAAGAAAAGUACAGCACUACCAACACCUGUUAGAGGUAAUACACCAACUGUUUCUAAAAGUCGAGUUAAAAGAAAGAAUCAAAAAAGUCAAUCACCAGCUAAUGUCGUUUCAUCAACAGCUUACAAGCAAUCUGAAAGUGAUCUGACUACAAUGGAAAAAGAAAAAAUGGAAGCACUUAUGAUGCAAGCAAGUUUGCAAAGUAAUGAUCCAAAUUCUCUUGCAAUGCUUCAACUUUUAGCACAAUCUGGAUUAUUUGGAAAUGUAAAUGCACAAUUUCCAAUGGAUAAUAUGUCAAUGGAACAAAUCCAGCAAAUUCAACAAUUAAUUAUCUUAUCAAUGGCUAAUGGUGGACAAUUAUCUCAAGCACAUUUACAAACACUAAUUUCUUCUAUGACUCAAAAUCACCAGCAAACAAAAACUACAACCAAUAAUGAAAAAAGUAAAACAAAAUCUGAGGAGGCUUUAAAUUUAGCUAAAAAAGAUAAGACUUCAGAAUCUGACAAAAGCAAAGCUGAUGAAAUGAAAAAAACUGGAGCAUUGAGUAAAUGUAACUUUGAAGAGUUACUUCAACUUGCCAAUCGUUCUUCAGAUUCACGAGCUGCUGUUAUUAAUAUGGAAACUGGUGAAAGGUGGAAUGAUGAUCGAUGCCCAAAAAUCAAACAUCUUGAAGAAUGGUUAACAACUCAUCCAAAUUACGAACUUGACUUAGACGGAAAGAAAGAAAAAGAAUUUAAAGAAAAAGUUAAAACUAAACCUAAGAGUGAUGAACCACCAAAAUUAAAGUCAAUGUCUGAUGAGAAAAAUGAAAAUACAGUAGUUAGUGUUUUCCAUAAAUUGACAUCACAAAUUGUACCUUCAGAUAAAUGUCCUACUCUUAAGAAUCUUGCUUCAUGGUUAGAUAAACAUCCUGACUUUAAUGUUUCUUCAAAAUUUGCCACUACUGCUAAAAGUAUUCUUCCACGUAUCUAUCAUGAUAGAAUUGGAGGUGAAGAAGUAGCGUUACAAAAUUUAGAACAUAUAAUACAACUUCAGACUCAAGCACAAAUUCAGGCUGUUCAAAAUGCACAAUUGAUGAAUCCAAUGAUGGCUGCUUAUGCACAAUAUGCUGCUUUAAUGGCUUCAGGAUGUACACCUGAACAGCAACAAAUGUUAUUACUUGCUCAAUUACAAGGAUCUUUUGGUAACUCUAAUGUUGGUAUGCCUUCAUCAACUUCUUCAUCAAUGAUGUCAAAUAAUAGUUUUUCUUCAUCAAAACAAACGUCUUCAUCAAGUAAAAAAGAAUCAAGUAAUAAUAAAAGUAAACAAAAUACUUCAAAAUCAAACAAUGACGUUACAAAUGGAACAAAUGAAGCGUUACUAUUUCAACAAAUAUUAUCAGACCCCACCACAGCUGCAUUGUUUGCUAGAGCAAAUGGGAUAUCAGUACAAGAUCUUCAACAGUAUGCUCAAUUCCAGCAAAUGGCUGCGAUACAAGCACUUACUGCAAUGUCUUGUGGUAAAUCACAAGUUUCAGAAAAUACAAAUACCAAUACAUCAACAGUUUCAUCAUCAGGAAAUUCUAAAAAUUCAUUGGAUGAUCAAUUGAAUGCUUUAUUAAAUGGAACCUCAAAGCCAACAAAUAAUACCGGUAGUAAGUCUACGACAAGUAACAACUCUAAUAUUUCGAAUUCAUUGGCUGCACUAGCAGUAUCUUUAUCAUCAUCUACAGAUAACAGUAUUGAAGGAUCAUUGAAAGAUAACUCCAAACCAUCAACACCAGUUAAUUCAGAAGGAACUUCAGAAACUUCAACAAUAAAUACAAAUAAGGUUAAAAACAAUAAACUUAGUGCUGUAUUAGAUAAAUUAAACUCAUCAAAAGAUUAG
This is a messenger RNA of Strongyloides ratti, 8532 nucleotides long. RefSeq names its product Chromodomain-helicase-DNA-binding protein 6. Gene Ontology annotation, biological process: regulation of gene expression; chromatin remodeling. Gene Ontology annotation, cellular component: nucleus; chromatin. Gene Ontology annotation, molecular function: histone binding; ATP hydrolysis activity; DNA binding. The transcript has a single exon. The record is from RefSeq and is a predicted model, not a curated record. Lineage: Eukaryota; Metazoa; Nematoda; Chromadorea; Rhabditida; Strongyloididae. The coding region runs from base 1 to 8532 and encodes 2843 amino acids.